Hylaeus volcanicus is the source of this 2101-nucleotide messenger RNA. It is a transcript of the gene bora, whose product is annotated as protein aurora borealis. Gene Ontology annotation, biological process: regulation of mitotic spindle organization; regulation of mitotic nuclear division; activation of protein kinase activity. Lineage: Eukaryota; Metazoa; Arthropoda; Insecta; Hymenoptera; Colletidae. Gene Ontology annotation, molecular function: protein kinase binding. The transcript is spliced from 7 exons. The record is from RefSeq and is a predicted model, not a curated record. Gene Ontology annotation, cellular component: nucleus; cytoplasm. The coding region runs from base 251 to 1846 and encodes 531 amino acids.
UCAACGACGUAAGUCACGUGACUAUAGUUCGUUGGUUCAAAAUAAUUCAAAUUUGUAAACAAAUUGACGAGUAAUGGCAAUAUAAUUAUUAUAUCGUAAAAGGGUAGAGUGCAACGUAAGACUGACAGCCUGAUCAAAGGAAUCUAUUAACUAUUAUCAUUAUUUUUACACGGUAAUAAUCGAAAGUUGAAAGAACGAGUUACGAAGAAAGGUUGAAAAAUCGGCGACAGUGAAAUAUAGUUAUAUUGGAAUGGAUCAAUUGAAAUGGACUACGCCGAUAAAAAAUGAAAAUAAUUGUGAUAGCUUAUCAAUAAAAAGUCCUGUGUUAUAUAAGACUCCUGUGAAGCAUUGCGAAACAAAUUUGAGGCAUGCACAGUAUCAAAGUAACAUGAGUUACUUCACUGUACUUCCAAACCAUAUUACUCCACCGUCUGGUUUGACAAAAUUUAUAGCAAGAAAUCCAUUUGAAACGGAUUUAACUAAUAGACUGCAUUUAUCUGUGAUUAGUCCAACUGUAUUUAGUAAGACUUCUACUCCAUCCCAACAAUCUCCUGAUUUUGCAUGGAGCGUGGAUGAGCUUGCACUGAUACAGCCAGCAAAAAUAGAAGAAUUUCCUAUGCAACAAAUACACUGCAUGGAUCCAGAAACAGAGAUAAAAGCUCAAGCAGCCAUAGAUCAAUUCUUCAAAGAAAAUCAGAUUAUUCCUAGCCCAUGGGAAAUGAAAAGGAAGGACAGUAGAAUAAAAGCAAAAGAAGAUACUCCCAAGAGAGCCUCUAAUAGUUUGCAUUUGGAAUCUUCAAAAACAAAAAAAGAUGGUUGGAGUCAAACAGUAUUAUCCUUGCCGCCAGAAUUGCCGCCACAUGUCGCAGAAGCUUUAAAACCAUAUUUUACAUUUACACAAGAACAAAACGCUGAAAGCGACGACGCUAACUCGAGCAACAAUUCAUUAAGACGAAAAUUGUUUUUUAAUAACGACGACUGCAUGGGAAACGAAGAAGAAGCUUCUGUUUAUCUGUCACCUAUACAAAUGAGUGGAUCUUUAUUGUGUUCUAGCCCUCCGCAAAGUGGGAUGUUAGUCGACGGACUUCCGAUGAAGCAUUUAGAAACUACAUAUGACAAACACGCUACAUCGCAAAUUACCGCAGGGAAUUUAUCAUCUCCUAGUAUAUCUCCUAUACACGGUACGCCACAUAACGUCUCCGGUGAAAAUAUCAGAUCAAAAUUACGUCCAGUUACUCGAUUAGAUUUUACUACAGAAAUGAGUAUCGACGAGCAUCAAUCUAUUUUGUUUCAUAAAGGGUAUUUUAACGAUCAUUCUCUAGACGAACCCCUUGACAAAGUAAACAUACCGACGACGGAAAAGAAAAUGGACGAUUUCGUAUGUUUCGAUACUAAUUCAACGUGCAUUCAAGUCAGCAGCAUCGCAGAGCCCAAAAUUGUUUCCAAAAGUUCAACUCAUUCCGAACGCUAUCCCAAAACAGAAGCUUCCGAGUUUAAUGUUAAACAACUUAACACCUCUAACGCGUUUAAACAAUCGACUGAUUCUUGUAAGAUCUAUACAAAUGAAAGUUGCAUAUUGCAACAAACCAAUGCGACUUUAGGUAUUUCUGAUCAAUACAGUGUUUCUAAUUGUGUACAAGAUACUGGUUAUCAAACGUACAGUAUGAGCAGUACGACGAACAUUAACGAUAGCUACAACACGACACCGGUGAAACAAAAAGCUUCGUGGGAUCAGAAUUUGACUCAAGAUGAGUUUCGUCUAUCCGAUUGGAAAGAAAAUAUGAAGAAUAUAUUUAGCUCUACUCCGUCGAAAACGAAUAGAGAAUGGGAUAAUUACAUACAUUAACUAAUUUUUAUUUGCAAAAUAUACACUCUGAGGAUGUUGGUCGCUUUUAAGUAUGAAGUUAGACUAACUGUACAAAAUUGUCGAAUUCAGAAGAAAUUUAACAUAAAUUUCACUCUAUUAUAUUUAUGUAAAUAUACUACAAUCGCGCUUUAAGCCCGCUCAUUCUCAUUCUUUACAUUUACAAUUUUAUCUGUGUAACAUGUUUUGUUUUUUAAUUGAAAUUUAUUAAUAUAGAUUAUAAUAACAUAUAACGAA